AUGACUUCAAUCGCCAUCGUUGGCCUCUCGGUGGAGCUUCCCAGCGGGAAGUACUCGCCGAAGAACCUUGAUCAUGACGCUUUCUUCCAGCUCUUGCUUGACGGGGUUGAUACAUAUGAGCGCAUGCCAGCAGGCCGCUUCAAUGCAGAUGCAUGGCUCGGUCAACAUCUUGGAGAAAUUCAAGUUGAUACUGGCGCCUUCCUCAAGGAUAUCGACUCCUUCGACAAUGUCGAGUUCGGAGUAUCAACGAAAGACGCUCAUAGCAUGGCCCCAGCAACAAGAAGACUUCUUGAGAACGCGUUCCUUGCCUUACUCGACUCUGGAGUUGAUUAUCGAUCGAGGAACGUCGGCUGCUUCACAUCGGCGACCGCAUUCGACUUGACGACUAUAUGUGAACCGGAUGAAUACGACGGACGGGGCUCAUUCGCGGGAUACCCGUCCAUGGUAGCCAAUCGGAUCUCUACCCACCUCGACCUGCUCGGCCCAUCCGUUCCGACGGAUACGGCAUGCAGCUCAACUUUGACCGCCUUCCAUCUGGCGGUCCAGGCCAUCUCCCAAGGAGACUGCGAGACUGCGGUAGUGGCGGGUUGUCAGCUGAACCAUCGUUUCAUUGACUGGUUCACGUACAGUCAAGCCUCAAUUCUUGCCGCGGACGGGAAAUGCAAGCCCUUUGACGCUUCUGCGGAUGGCUUCUCCAGGGGAGAAGGCUGUGUGGCAGUGGUGCUCAAGCCUCUCGACCGAGCUCUCCAAGAUCAUGAUCGCGUCUAUGCCACGGUUUUGGGCACUUCAAUCAACUCUGCUGGGGGCGCGGCGCCUCCGGGCGCUCCGGUCGCGGAAGCACAGCGGGCGGCGAUGAGGCAAGCAUUUACGCGAGCGAACAGGAGUUUCAGAGACGUCGACUAUGUGGAGGUGCAUGCAACAGGUACUGCCAAGGGAGAUCCUACGGAAGUAAACUGGGUUGGCGAAGAAUCUUGUCGAGACGAUGAGUUACUGUUAGGCAGUGUUAAGGGCAACAUCGGGCAUACCGAAAUCGUAGCCUUUCUCGCGUCCCUGUGCAAAGUGAUUUCAGUAUUCAAGACGGGGACUAUACCGCCGGCUGCGAAUCUGCGUACGCUCAACCCCGCAAUUGAAUGGCACAGGCACAAGCUUCGCGUUCCCUUGACCGCUACCCAACUUCCAUGUCGGAACGGGAAGCUACCACUGGUAUCCAUCGCCAGCUCAGGCAUCGGCGGGUCGAAUGGCCACGUCGUCCUGGAAGGCCCUCCCGUACUCCCUGCGCCCAGCCGCUCUGCGGUAUCUGGCUCGGUCGUUUUGAUGGCAUGCGGACUCUCCUCGCGUAGCGCUACUUCGAUAGGGCAGUCACUAGAGAGCUUGUUGGACUCAGAACAGGUGGACUUGCGCGCUCUGUCAACGGUAGUAGGUCGAAGGGCGAAGCAGAUGACCUGGAGGUCCUACGCUGUCGUUGAAGAGGGUUCCUCUGGUUGUGUCGCGUUCUCUGCACCCCGACGUUGUUCGCGCAUGAAGCCUCCUGUCGUGUUUCUAUUCUCAGGCCAAGGGCCCCAGCAUCCCGACAUGGGUCGCGAGCUCUUCGACAAUUUCCCUGUCUUCAGAGAUAGUGUCCUCGAAAUGGACAGUGUCUUUAUGAGGUUAACGGGCAGAUCAAUCAUUAGAGACCACGGUCUCUUCGCAGGGACCGCACCAGCGGCGGACGGAACCUGGCCCAUAUCAUUAAUUCUACCUUCCAUCGCAAUAUUUCAAAUGGCUCUCUUUGAUUUGCUCGCGCAUCUAGGCGUAAAGCCUGAUAUCGUGAUUGGCCACUCUGCAGGGGAAACCUCUGUCCUCUACGCCUCAGGCGCAGCCCCGAAGGCGAUGGCUGUGGAGCUAGCAGUUCUACGAGGACAAACCUUCUCGUCUAUGGAAGCUCUGGCCGGCACUAUGGCCGCUGUGUCCUGCACGCCAGACGAGGCCCAAAGGCUCAUCGACCACAUUCGCCAAGAAGACGAUAACAGCGUCCUUGACAUAGCUUGCUACAACUCUCCGUCUGCCAUUGCCAUCUCUGGGCACGCGGUAGCGAUAGACCGGUUCAUGGAGCUGGCCGUUGUCCAUGGCUAUUUCUGUCGCAAGAUCAGAACCCGAGUACCAAUCCAUUCGUCCAUGAUGGAACAAUGUCGCGACGAGUACGUCAAGGCGCUUCACGACUUGUUCAAACGGUAUCCGGGACGCCAUGUACCAGACGUUACGACAUAUUCCACGUAUACUGGCACUCGAUUUGAAGGACCCUACAGCGCCGAGUACUUCUGGAAUAACACCCGAAACCCUGUUCUAUUCACACAAGCGGUUCAGGAGGUAGCUCAUGCGUCACCCACGACAACCAUCGAGAUCUCUCCGCAUCCCGUCUUGUCGUCAUAUGUCUCACAGAUCACUCAAGACGCUGGUGCGAUCUUCUCGUCGACCCGCAGACGGAAACAAGGCCGCCCGUCUACGGAGCAUCGCGAUCUGUUGGAACUAUGCGGACAGCUUACCUCUGUGGGACAUAACUUUGUCGACUUUACGGCGCUAAAUGGGCGCGCAUGUCACGAGCUGAAUGCUCCAUUACCGGAGUACCCCUUCUUGCGCAAAUCAUAUCCUCUCUAUCCCGACACUAUCGGGGGUGUGAAGCACAUGAGGGGGCACAGUGGACCGCUCAAUCACGAUUAUCUCAAGGUGAACAAGGAGACACAUCCGACGCUGGCGGAGCAUGUCAUCAGAGGGGAGCCAAUCAUGCCUGCGGCCGGCUUCAUUGAGAUGGCAUUGGAAUUCGGAGCUACGGCCUUGAUGGAUGUGGACAUGCGAGCCAUUCUGUCUUUGUCAUCCGAGAAGCCUGCCAAGGUUGAUAUCUCUCGCGAUGGUUUCCGCUGGGUGGUCAAGACUUCGAUCUCAUCCAGCCAUCCGAAUUCGGCGACGCCGAUAUCAAUACUAUACGUCAACGCCAUCCUUGACGCCUGCUUGCAUAUCACAUCGUUCAGACCAUUCCAUGGGGACCACAGCUCAAACGGCUACUACUUGCCUGCUCACGUCGAUGCUGUCAUCCUCCAUCGUUCUCCUCGGGUCCAUUUUUUCCCGGAUCAUAUCUAUACGCACACAAUACUCAGGGAGUGGACACCAUCCUCCGUGUUCUAUGAUAUUACCAUCACAGAUGACGCCGGAAGCCCCUUGUGUACCCUUCAGAGGCUGGAGGUCGCAAAACAUCAUUUCAAUCCUCCACCUGAAGAUUUGAUACCGUUCCAAGUCGUGCUGCAGCAUCCCACUUUGUCGCCACGGCCGGUUAUUGAAGACAAAGCGAAGGUUAAUGGGCACCACCACGGAAACGGAAAAGAGGAUCAUCUCACAGACGCUAUCGUUAAUCACUCGGGCGCAUUGCAAGAAGCUGUCAAAGAAAUAUCAGAUCAAGACAGCAGACGCGUUGCUCGUAUCCUCGUCGUUGGUACUGAUUUCCCUCAUCUCUUCUUUGAUAUCAGCAUUCCGAAGGGGACGCAGGCUCAUAUCAACAUUGACCCAAGACGACGGACUGUCAGGACUUCAAACAUUGAUCUCGCCAAACCCCAUCCUGAGCCCGUCCAGUCCUUCGAUCUUGUAUCCUUAUUCCUUCCGGAGGGCGAACUCCAUGCGGCGCAGCUGAACCGUCUACUCGUCUCCGGAGGCUCAUUGGUUGUCACAACACGGCUUGAUCUGCCGGUGAACGGCCACAAAACGCAUGGACUCGAAAAGCUCUCACAAACAUUACGUGAUGCAGGAUUGACGGUUCGACGCACGCUGGUCACGCCUGAUGGAUCGUCUUCGAUCGUUCUCACCUGGCGCCAGAAAAUCUCAGCACCUGCGGGCGACGCACCGGAAUCUCCCGUAUUCAAUCCUGAAGAAGCGUUUGUAUUCCACUAUUCUCAAGGGCACGAGGUCGACCUGCAGUGGGACUUCAGUGGCCUGGACCCUGCAGAGCCGUUGGACGUCUGGGUACUCACAAGUGAAGGUCGCGGUGGGGGCGCCGCACUUGGCCUCGUCCGGGCUCUGCGACUGGAGUAUCUACUGUGGACUAUCCGCGUCGUCAUAUUCCCCUCUAGCUACGAAGAGGAUGCAUGCGAAGAGUGUCUCCACACGAUCCCGACGUGCAUGCGCGAGGAGCUGGACAUCUUCGUCACUCAGGAUGGAGGUGUCCUAGUGCCACGAAUGGUGCCUCUUCCUGAGCGCACUACCUCGGAUGAGGACGGCGUCGACUCUUCUGUUCACAGCCACGCCUGCGAAGAUUACAUGCUCCUCAACGUGCGGGACGCCUCCGACGUAGGAGAUGUGACGAGCGUUGUCGGAGUGGAAGUCAAGGGAAGCGAGUUACUCGCACUCAAUCGCUCUAACGAUGGCACAGUCAUCGCACUCGUGCAAGGUAUUCCUACCAAGGUCGUUGGCGUUCGCAGGGAGGCUUCGUCUCGUCUCUCUCCGCGACUGGAGCAUCAUUCGGCCGCUGUAGUACGCUUCACACCAGGGGUCGUCGCUGCUGCCCUUGCCCAAGGCACGCACACAUUCAACAACGUCAAACGGUGCAAGAACCUCCAAGUGCUCGUCACCCAUGCAGACACCUCCAUUGGAUCAGCGAUCGUUUGGACGUAUCAGAGGCAGAACAUCGCUGUCGUAGGAGUACCUGCAGACGCAACACCCCUACAACUAUCCUCCGCACUUCGUUCCGGAUUCAACUUGAUCGUGUCCGGAUACACAGAUGCCUCCUAUAUCGAGCUUCUGAAGUUUACGUCAACGUCGAAAGACAGGAAGAUAUAUCUCUGGAACGACCCGCACGAGGGGCUUCCUUGGUCCCUACAGAACGACCUGUGGUCCGUGCAGGACGCGCUGGAGCUCGUGCUCGCCUUCCUAGAGGUCCAUGUAGAGGAGUUGGGUGAGACCGUCGACGGCCACAGCCCACCGCAAGCUACAGUAAUCACGUCUGCGAAUAAGACACCGGCAAUAGUGGCCUUCAGCCCACACAGGACCUACCUUGUCCUGGGGGGUAUCGGCAACCUAGGGGCGCACGUCACCCUGAUGCUAUACCGACAUGGUGCUCGACACAUCAUAGUCACUUCGCGCAGAGGCGCGGCUAGCCUGCAGACAACCUCCAACCGGCUUGUCCGGCGCACGUUCGAGUACCUACAAUCGCUUCCCGAGCUCGAUCUGCGCCUCUCAGCCACAAGCGCCUCCGACGUCGGGAGCAUGACUCAGCUCCUCCGCACGAUCUCGGACGAUGCACCGCUCGCAGGGUGUAUCAUCCUUACGGCCACGCUGGCGGACCGUACGUUCGCGCGGCUUGAGGAGGCGGACUUCGCGGAGGUGUACGAAUCGAAGACUGGUGUGGUUGAUGCACUCCGUGAGAGCGCCGACAUCGCAUCGCUCGACUUCCUUGUUCCGUUCACGUCUGUUGCGGGCCUGUUUGGGAACGGCGGUCAGACGAACUACUGCGCUGCGAACACGGCGAUGGAAGAACAAGUGUCUGCGUACUCGAACGCCUUCGCCUUCGUAUGUCCGGGCAUCAUCGACUCCGCGAUGAUGCGUGCGAGCGACCUCAGCGAGUCGGGUAAGACUGCUCAGCUAGAGCAGUUCGCUCAGUGGGGCAUCACAGCGGAAGACAUGGUUCUGUGGCUGGAGGACGCCUUAGGCCGCUUCCAAACGGGCGAACGGUUCGCGCGGUAUGUCCCUACUGUCGACUGGUACGCGGUCGAGCGCACGCGGGGCAUGCCUAUCAUUGGGCGGCAUAUCCUCUCAUCUGAUUCCCUCGACGACCGUGGGCAUAACUCUACAAAGGGUGUAGGUGAAGGAGGGGCAGAAGAUGCGGGUGCGCAGAUGGCGGCGAUCGUACGCGGGGUGCUGGGCGUCUCGGCGGAGGACUUCUCCCCUGAAACGCCGUUCACGGCGUAUGGGGUCGACUCACUGUCAGCGGCCCGUCUCGCGUUUAUGCUGCGCCCGUAUGUGGAGGUGACACAGCUGCAGCUGUUGGCGGAUAUGUCGUUGAGGGGGCUAGAGAAGCUGGCUGGUACCAGUGCGAAAGAGAAUGAGAAACUGGCAAAGUGA
Molecule: messenger RNA, 6081 nt
Organism: Rhodofomes roseus
Lineage: Eukaryota; Fungi; Basidiomycota; Agaricomycetes; Polyporales; Fomitopsidaceae
Product: putative polyketide synthase
Exons: 19
Coding region: 1-6081 (2026 amino acids)
Biological process (GO): fatty acid biosynthetic process
Molecular function (GO): 3-oxoacyl-[acyl-carrier-protein] synthase activity; fatty acid synthase activity
Source: RefSeq, a predicted model, not a curated record